Molecule: messenger RNA, 1212 nt
Organism: Fusarium mangiferae
Lineage: Eukaryota; Fungi; Ascomycota; Sordariomycetes; Hypocreales; Nectriaceae
Exons: 1
Coding region: 1-1212 (403 amino acids)
Source: RefSeq, a predicted model, not a curated record
AUGGUUUGGGUACAAGUCGACCGCAGAGAAAACGGAUACUCAACUAGCAUUUACCGUGCUAUCUCUAAGGCUUCGGAAUUUUGGGACUCUAAAGGUCGACUCGAAGCAAUUGAGGUCAUUAGGAGGGAAAUUAAGAAUGGCGCACAGCUUGAUGAGGACAUCCCCGCAACGGCCCCUCGGUUGUUUCACAAGUCAUCCCUCCAUGUAAUGAGGGAUUUGCAGGACGCCAGUGUGGUGAACAUAAAUUGUUACCUACACGUCAGAAACUUGUUCUUGCUCGGGCUUUGUUGCAACGACAAGACAAUAUCGGAGGCUUUGUUGUGCAGUCGCCUCCCAAGAUCAAUUCAAACCUCAAAAGUCCCGCUUUGCGUGUUGGUUAGUGGCGCGCCUGAAAUAUCCGCGGACACUGGCAUAUAUCAUUUCCAAACAACAACUUGGACUCAUCCUUUGAUCGAGGACAGCACUGGCCAGGUGGAGGAAAUGACCAGUACGCCAUGGUCGUCCGAAAACCAGCAGCUACCUGAGGUCAAACUACUCUGGACAGACAUCGAUAUUGCCAAUCUCCUGACCAAAAGUUCUGCAGACACUAGCGACGGAUACACAAACAGCGGAACAACAGUACAUGAUAGCAUACUCCGCUGGGCAACUCAACAAACUUUAGUUUUGCAUAGAUUUCCGAGUAUCGAGGAAGAUGGCAAUGUCCUGCGCCCUGAGGAAAGCGGUAUUGACUAUGUCACUAGUCCAGAUAUCCCUCUUACUACUUUGUCAAUUUUGCUUUGUGAUUCAUGUGGUGUAGGAUGCGUUAUCGGUUGGUUCGAUUGGAGAAUCAAAGAUGGAAGGUUAACGAAGGGGACAGUACCUUCCGAGUGGAGCAUGGACUUAGCAACAUGUCUUGAAUGUAUGGAAGCGAACACCGAUAACAAGGGUUUCGAUGAGUUUCAUAUACAAAAUAUGGUUGAUAAGUGGCUAGGAAGUUUUUCUCAAGGACCCUGUGUCUUUACAGAACCGGCUUUGGAGGGGAAAGCAUUGUUCUUAUGGUGCGAGAGCCAUUUCCAAUUGCUGUCAAUGAGCCUUUUGGAAGGUCUGGAACCGCUGAAAAAGGAGAAAUUUCCAAAAGAAAUCCCAUUCUUCAGUCAGUGGUUUAGGGAAGGUGAGAAAAGAAUUUGCAUCGAGAUAAGCAGCCCGUACAAAGAAGGGCUACCGAAUUACUGA